AUGAAGCAGGCUCUUGGCGGUCGGAAAGUAAAAGGAACAGCUAAGAAGCGUGUGACUCUAAACUUGCCUGGAACCCGUUCCGAAGCACUGGCGCCCGUGCCUCCCUCGGAGAUCCGGGAUGGCGGCAGUCGAGCCAAGGGCUUCCCUGCAAGAAGAGCGCAAACGAACAGUAGAAGACGUGUGCCGUCGCGGCUUGGGCCGGCGGAUUCAACUGUUUCCGUGGCGCACGGGAAGUGUCGUGGGACACCACCGAUGGAGGGCUCCGUGUAUGGAACGCCACCAAGGGAUGGUAUUUCUAUGUUAGGCGUGUCCUUUUUUUGUAGCUUAUUUGCUGCUAGCAUGCGACGCACAAUUGUCCGAUACCGCCAGCGGGUGGUGUGGGAAAUGGUGAAGAAACCACAAGCGGCUUUUUUGAUACAAACCGCAUGGCGCAAACACCAGCAACAUCGUCGGAUGCAGCUUGAGGUUUUAUCAAGAGUGCUUGUCCCCUUUCUGUAUCGGAAACUGAGACGUAUUCGCGCGGCGAAGGAAAGAUCCGCUUUUUUGCUUCAACGCGUUUUUAGAUCACAAAAAGAGCGACAUUUUAUGCAUUGGUUGUACCAACAAAUGAAGCGUGGUCGAGCUCUUGCUUUGGUGCGUCGGUGCUUAAAGCGGUACGUGGCAAGACGGUAUGUGGCUUUUCUGGCACUGCAGCGCGAUGAGCGGGUGGUGUGUGAGGAGCGCUGUGUCAUUGCUUCAAUCCGCAUCAUCCGUGAAGAACGCGAGGAACUACUUUGGAUUUUUCAGUUUAUGAAAACAACUUCAACGAUUUUUACACCAUUGGCGGUAACGGACGUAUGCGGACGGGAAGAGGGCCACAAUACUGCAUUCUGUACCCUUCCCCCGCUUUUGAGGAAAGCGCCUGAGGCCCAUUCAGCUCGCUCCUCACCUUUCCCGGAGUCGUCAUUUGGGCAAGGGGCCCUGCUGGAAGCAAAGCCGUUAGGUACAACUCGUGUAGGUGCCGAAGGUGAGUUCUGCAGCCCUAAACGACAAAACAGCAGUAGCGAAAUACCCUCGGUGGGUAAAGGUGAUACACUUUCAUGGACCUCCUUGUUGCACAAUGAAGAGGGCGCGCGUCAGCUGGUGCGGGAACUCUUUGCCCUCAAGGCGCCGCAGUACCCUCUUUCGCGAACGGGGCUGCGGCGGGGGCUCUCCAGUGGGCGUCGUGAGAAGGUGGUUGCGGAUUCCGUCACUUCUCAGGAUAGUCACACCUCGAGGAACGAAGUACAUUGCUCGUGGUGGUUGAGUGGGUUGGCCCGAGGAAGAGGGACCUCUGCAGAAGGAACAAGGCAUGUGGGUCUCGACCAGGAGUCUUCCCAAGCAAAACUGCCGAUAGAUGACUCAGCGACCUCGGUAAAUCAACUGAUGAACGCUUUUAUUGAGCUUCUCGUAUGCACAGAGUCCACAGAGCGCAAGGCACUGGAGAUGGAUCUUCAGAGCCGCCACACGGAUAUUAUGAAAAAGAUGGGUCAUUUUGUCACUACCAUGCAAGCCUCCAUUGUCGCCCCGCCGCUCUACCAUUCGCUCCUUUCCACGCUGGGGGAGCCGUGGGUGGUGCGUCGGGCAGAGCUGCUUUUUCGUGAAGAAUAUGAGGCACGAUUGAAAAUUGUGGAAGAGUACAACGUGACACCGCUCCGAUUUUUAAACCGUCCGCUUCUUAACCCGGCGGCAGAGGAGAGGCGGCAGCGGUUGCAGGAGCGUCUGCGGACAAUAAAAAGGAGAGAAAGAGGAAGGAGAGAAAACGUUGCUGCGGCAUCUCCAUUGCCACUUGCUACCAUCGUUGCGAGCACGUCGGGGAUGGAUGAGAAACAGACCACCACGCGUUGUUUUACGGAUAUUUCCGUCCCUGCCACGUGCGUGAGCCGAGAUGUCACUGCCGAAGCAUCGACGUUGAAACUUGUAUUUCCGACUACGCAAUUUGGGCUUCCACAACCACCACCGCCGUCGUCCCCGCCUCAGAAGGCGUACGACAACGCCAGAGUGUCCAGCACUCCCUUGCCAACUGUUGACGCAAGUUCUGGGCGACGAAUACACAGACACGGCAGCUUACUCCUCACCGUGGGAAGCCCUGCGUUUUUACAUGCCGCGCCGACAGAGUCGGUGCCAAUCACUAGCCGCGCCAAUAUUGGGACGGCGCAACAUGAUGCUUUUGCGAUUGGCAGAGGUGGUGCGCUUCAAGAAACUUCAUUAGUGCGUGCAUCACCCACUCCUCUCGACACUCUCACGUGCCCUACGCUUCUGCUUCCUCCCAUAGUUGGUUGCCAACACAAGAAUAAUACAGUCACUGAAAUUGAAAACGGUAUUAGUAUGACAGAACUUCAGUCGUGCCAUCCAAGUCAAUGCCUGCAUUUGGCCAUCCCCCCAUUAGACACCGAAAGCCUGGGGAGUGCGUUGCUAAAGAAGGCCGCGCCUACUGCUCCAGAUAUCUCCAGUGGUGGCGUAGAUACCACAACAAUGCAAAAGAGCUGGGAACUUGGGAUGCACGCCAGCGGCUGUGGGACACCACGCAGGGCACCCAUUCCACUCCUACUCUCUUCCACAAGGUCACAGCGCGACUACAUGUUUGAACUCCCACGCCACUCCUUUCUUCUUGAGAAGGAUUUCGUUACGGGCAAGGAAGGUGGCGCUGAUUACGUGCGAAGAAGCCGUUUGUGCUCGUCUCCAGCUCAUCCCACCACAGGGCUUGCGGGCGUUAACGGGUCUCCAAGGCCCGUGCAGUUAAGCUCGUGGAUGGGACACUUUUUUGAUUUUAAGUUGCAGACCGGUCAUAGCCCAAACGCAAGGAGGCUGCGAAAGCAGUUGUCUGAAACAUCCAACCUGAGUGUUGCCAGUUAG
Messenger RNA from Trypanosoma rangeli, 2874 nucleotides. RefSeq lists its product as uncharacterized. The coding region runs from base 1 to 2874 and encodes 957 amino acids. The transcript has a single exon. Lineage: Eukaryota; Euglenozoa; Kinetoplastea; Trypanosomatida; Trypanosomatidae. The record is from RefSeq and is a predicted model, not a curated record.